AGUAAGAGCCUUCGUCUACCAUUCCUGCCUACCAUUGCAGUUGACCAGCCGCUGCUGAGGGAGGUGCAGUUCAGGAGAAGACAACUCGAACUACAACUUCAGAUGUCAGAACAGAUGAAAAAAGUGAGGCCAAAACAUUAUAAAUGCAGCAACGAUGAUGAACUUGAGAAGCUGAUAACAGUCUACGUGUCCAAGAACAAUCCGACGUUAGGAAUAAGUGUUACUCGUGGAUCCGAUCCCUGUAAUCCGGUCUUAAUAGAAAGCGUUCAUCCGGGAGGAGCAGCUGCACAGACUCAGAAAAUUCUACCUGGGAUGACGUUAAUUUCGAUUGAAGAUGAAGAUAUUCGUUGCGUCAGUCACCAGGCAGCUGUGUUUCUUAUAAGAAAGGCGUUUUGCAGUCACAAGCGUCCAUAUUUAAAGAUGAUACUAAGGAAGCCUAGCACAACCAACAGUCCUGAAACGGCAGCGAUUUGAUUAUGGAAACCCAUGCAGACAAUAACAAGAAGAAUUUUCACACAAUAACAUACUGUAUGGACAGUAAACUGGUGCCAGCCCCUUGUAAAUACCCCUCAUAGGUUAAAACGAGUGUAGGGAGAAAGCUCCAAAACUUACGCAAAACGUUACCUUUGUAUCACGUUUUGUGUAUGAAAUCUCCAUUGAACUAGAAUAACAUGUUCUUUUAUUCGCUUCAGUCGGCUGCGGUCAUGCUAGACGUAUCACCGAGAUUUUGGAUUUUUUCAUACGCUUCUUCUUUGGGUGAUUUCGUCAGGGUGAUGGAAUUUCAUAUCACCAAUCCUGUAUGUGCUUUUGCCCUGGUUGUUGGCCCAUUUGAUAUUUGAGGGAGUUUGACACCGCUGCCCUCAUAUGUUCCUCAUGUCUGGCUGUUGGUUCAUCCGGUAUUCUGGAGAGGAGAAUGUCUAGUUUCUUUUAUGAAGACAUUCACGUCCAUAUUGUGUAGGUUUCUUAAUUCUUGUGACAGGGUAUUGAAGACCUGUGGCCCUAUGAACCUUA
Molecule: messenger RNA, 1011 nt
Organism: Octopus bimaculoides (California two-spot octopus)
Lineage: Eukaryota; Metazoa; Mollusca; Cephalopoda; Octopoda; Octopodidae
Cellular component (GO): plasma membrane
Molecular function (GO): protein binding
Source: RefSeq, a predicted model, not a curated record